CCAGCUUUCUUGCUACUAGCUGAGCGGAGCGCAGCAGCUGGACUGGACCCCUCUGGCCCACGGCGUCAUGAGCCACAACUUGGACGCUGCGCGGAGCUUCUUGGAGCAGUUGAAGGCGCGAGGCGGCCGGGAGAGGGCGAUCCUUGCCGGCGAGUUCAGCGACAUCCAGGCCCGCUCAGCCGCAUGGAAGACUGGCUGUAUGUGCUCCACUGAGGCUGGCAGUCUGCCAGGGAAUGUGAGGAAGAACCGCUACAAAGAUGUGCUGCCCUAUGAUCAGACACGAGUGAUCCUCUCCCUGCUCCAGGAGGAGGGACAUGGCGACUACAUCAAUGGCAACUUCAUCCGGGGCACAGACGGAAGCCAGGCCUACAUCGCCACACAAGGACCCCUGCCUCACACCUUGCUAGACUUCUGGCGCCUGGUCUGGGAGUUUGGGGUCAAGGUGAUCCUGAUGGCAUGUCGAGAAAUGGAGAAUGGGCGGAAAAAGUGUGAGCGUUACUGGGCCCAAGAACAGGAACCACUACAGAUUGGACUUUUCUGCAUCACCCUGACAAGGGAGACAUGGCUGAAUGCAGACAUCAUGCUCAGGACCCUCCAGGUUACUUUUCAGAAGGAAUGUCGUUCUGUGUACCAGCUGCAAUAUAUGUCCUGGCCAGACAGAGGAGUCCCCAGCAAUCCUGAACAUGUGCUCACCAUGGUGGAGGAAGCCCGUCGCCUCCAGGGAUCUGGCCCCAGCCCCCUCUGUGUCCACUGCAGCGCAGGUUGUGGGCGAACAGGUGUCCUGUGCACUGUGGAUUAUGUGAGACAGUUGCUCCUGACCCAGAUGAUCCCACCUAACUUCAGCCUCUUCAACGUGGUCCUGGAGAUAAGAAAGCAGCGGCCUGCAGCUGUGCAGACAGAGGAGCAGUACAGGUUCCUAUACCACACAGUGGCUCAGAUGUUCUUCUCAGCACUCCAAAACACCAGCCCCAUUUACCAGAAUUUCAAGGAGAAUUGUGCCCCAAUCUACGACGAUGCCCUCUCCUUCCAGACUUCCCAGACCCUUCCCACCACACCGCGCCCACCUGGCGAGGUCCUCAGAAGCAUCUCGGUGCCGGGGCCCCCGGCCCUCACCAUGGCCGACACGUACGCGGUGGUGCAGAAGCGCGGGGCGCCCACGGGCACCGGGGCGGGGGCGCGGGGGCGCGGCGCGGAGGAGGCGCCGCUCUACAGCCAAGUGAUGUCGCGCGCCCUGCGGCCGCAGGCGCACACGGAGGACGUGCGUGGGUUGCUGCCUGGCCGCGUUCCUGUUGACCAAAGCCCUGCUGGGCCUGACGCCUAUGAGGAUGUGGUGGAUGGAGCUCAGAAUGGUGGGCUAGGCUUCAACCUGCGCAUUGGAAGGCCUAAAGGGCCCCGGGACCCCCCUGCUGAGUGGACCCACGUGUGAAUGCUGUACCCUGCCUGCCUGUUGCCUCACAUGGGCACCUGGACUGCUGACGGCCAUUCUCUGCUAUGUGAAGUGUUGGAAAUGGGAAUGCUGGUCCUGGAUCAAAAUAAAAGUUUCUCAGGGUGGAAA
Molecule: messenger RNA, 1555 nt
Organism: Leptonychotes weddellii (Weddell seal)
Lineage: Eukaryota; Metazoa; Chordata; Mammalia; Carnivora; Phocidae
Gene: PTPN18
Product: protein tyrosine phosphatase non-receptor type 18
Biological process (GO): protein dephosphorylation
Cellular component (GO): cytoplasm; nucleus
Molecular function (GO): non-membrane spanning protein tyrosine phosphatase activity
Source: RefSeq, a predicted model, not a curated record